Biomphalaria glabrata is the source of this 2839-nucleotide messenger RNA. RefSeq names its product RNA polymerase I-specific transcription initiation factor RRN3-like. Gene Ontology annotation, cellular component: nucleus. Bases 231 to 2003 code for a protein of 590 amino acids. The transcript has 16 exons. NCBI's taxonomy places the organism in Eukaryota, Metazoa, Mollusca, Gastropoda, Planorbidae. The record is from RefSeq and is a predicted model, not a curated record. Gene Ontology annotation, molecular function: RNA polymerase I core binding; RNA polymerase I general transcription initiation factor activity. Gene Ontology annotation, biological process: transcription initiation at RNA polymerase I promoter.
UAUAAAUAGACAUUUUAAAAAUCAACAACAUGAAAAUAACACAUUUCAUUCAUGCAGCAUGGUGUGAUGAUGAUUGAAUGCUGAUUCUAGAGAUAUAAACUCUACAUUCAACAUUGUGUCUAGAGUCUAAUACUCAAUCUAGUUCUAAUUGAAGUAGAUUUUUCCAAGGCUCGUCUCUGAAAUCAAAAGUAAAUUGACUCAACUCUAAUUGAGGCAGUACUAAGAUCAAGAUGGAAGCUACAACUGAAGUAGAUUUCUACACAGAUAUGCAAGUAGUCUUACAGAUGGCUAAAGAUGAUGGAAAAACCUUCAAUGCAUAUGACAUACUAUUACAAAAAUUAUGCAACAAAGAAGAGAAGGCAGAUGUAGUCAUAAAGCUUUUGGGAGAUCUUGAACAGCACGUUACUUUAUUAACUCAAGACUAUCAGUCUUUGGUUUAUCUUAUUAUGGGAAUGGAUUGGCUGGACAGAGGCCCUGAACUGAUCACUGCAUACAAAGCUUUUAUUUUAAAUCUUGUGUCAGCACAAACUUUUUAUCUCAAGCCUUUAGUCAGAAAACUGGUCAAAUCAUUUGUUCCAGAUCUUACAGUUUUAUCAGUACCUGAAUCAGAGAAUUAUGAAUCAAUUAGACAAAAAUUAGCCAAUGACUUAAUGCAUAUUCAUUCUCUGCUGAAUUCUCUCUCACAGCUUGUACCAGUAACCCAGCUUUUGUUAGGACCUAUCUUAGAAGAAUAUUUUCCAUACAUCAACAAAGGUGUUUUGUUUUUUGAAUACUACACCCGAGGAUUACUGACUGUCAGCCAGUAUAUGCCUGCUUUGAGGCUGCAAAUUUUAGAACUGUUGAUAAAGAAUAUGCUGAAAUUAGAUGUGAGAUCUUCUCGUUUGGAUAUUAAUACAGCCUUGUGUUUGUCAGACACAUUGAAAGAGGAAGUAGAAGAUACUCAAUUUGAUGUGGACAUUGACAGUGCCUCGGGUGCUAAUGACAAAGUAGCCCCAGGUAUAAGCAAGGAGGCCAAGGAAACUCAGUUCAAUACAGCCUUACCUUUAGCUGGCUCACUAGAUGCCAUGAUGUCUUUAUGUUUGGACUAUAUCAGAGAUACUUGUUUCACAUCAGGUAAACUGGAUUGGAAUGCUACCAAGAAACUGUACAGAGAGCUACUAUCAAUCUUUGACAAAUACAUUUUCCUAACUCAUGCUUCUUGUCAUGUCCAGUUUUUAUUGUUUCAUGUUUGCAGUUUGAAAGAGGCUUUGGCAGAUGGCUUUAUUGAUUAUUUAUGGAAAAAAAUCACAGAUCCCACCAAUCAGAGUAUCUAUAGACAAACAGCUGCCUGUUAUAUUGGAAGCUUCCUCACAAGAGCCAAAUAUGUUUCCAUCAAUACUGCUAAAGAAGUGAUGGAAUUAAUGUUGAAAUGGAUACACAAGUAUAUUGAUCAGACUGGAGAGGGUGUCUUACAUGCAGAUAUAGCCCAUCAUGGAACUUUCUACUCAGUCUGCCAAAGUGCAUUCUACAUUUUCUGUUUUAAACACAAUGAUUUUAUGCAGCUGAAAAAAGGUUUCAAAUGGGCAGAGUCAUUAAACUUUCAGAGAGUAAUAACCUGUAAACUGAAUCCUCUCCGCGUUUGUGUCCCCAUCAUUGUGAAAACAUUUGCCUCGGCUACAAGAUUACACCAGCUAGCUUUCUGUGAUACUAUUAUAGAACGCAACAAUCGCUAUUUCUUGCCUGUAGCAGCUUGCACUAAUUCCAUAGAAGUGACAGCAUUUAAACAAUUAGACUCCUAUUUCCCUUUUGACCCAUAUUUAUUGCCAAGGUCCAGUUCUCAUAUCUCUCCCCUAUACCAUGAGUUUCAAGGCAGCUUGCCUGAUGAAGAGGAGGACAUUGAUGAGGAUGUGGAUGACUUUUUACCAGAUGAAGAAGAAGAGCCCAAGCCUAUGUCUAGUUCAAUGCCCAAGGGAACAUCAGAUUUUCUAGCCUAUGGGAUUUCACCAGGAUUCCAGCAUGGCUAAUUUAAUUUCUUGAUGCUAGAACCUAACACAUGACUGGCUGUGGCCUUGUGUUGUACACCAGGUUACUGUAGCUACACCUGAAUAAGGCAGUAGGCUUAGACACUGAGACUGAUAUGUAGAACUGAACAAUGGGACCAUCUCAACUUGAUACCACAAUGGAGAACUGGUACAGUUUACAACAAACCAACACAUAGUUAUGUUUUUCAAAUAAGUUUUAAAAAAAAACAUCUCCUGUGAUGUAAUUUAAAAAAAAAUUGGUUUUGUAAGUUUUAACAUAUCUGAUCUAUAAACAUUUUCUCAACUCUACUAUAGAAAUGUGUGAUCAAAAAUAGAUACACACCAUUUGUUGAGCUGGUAGAUUGUAUUAAUUUGUUGUUGGUAUAUAUGUUUUAUUAUGAAAAAAAAAAGGCAGUUUUGAGUUGAAUGUCCAAUUUAUCUAACUUUUAGUAAGGAGUCAUUAAAAAAAGUGUCAAUUCCAAUACUUGGUGGAUGUGUUCAUAAUCUGUUUGUUUAACUUAUAUUUUUUAUUUAUACAAUGUACAUACCCCCCACCCACACAUUAAGUCCAGAAUGUCAUAUAGAUAGUGACUAAAUGUAUGAAAUUUGUCAAGCCUUUUGAAUUGGAUGUAUUUAUAGAAGUCAUUUUAUGAAAUCUAUGGAAGUGUUUCUAAAUCUUGUUGAAUGUGUUACUUGAUGCUAUUUAGGUUCAAUUAUUGAAAGUAUGUGUAUUUCAUCUGCAGCUCUUGGAGUGAAAUUCUCAAUGUGAACCUGUUGCUUGUUUUUUAUUUCAAAUGUUACAUGCAAUGUAAUAAUAAAACAUUGAUUGUUCUACACUA